GCCUAUCGGUCGGGAUUGCUAUCGAUUAAUUUAACAAAUUGAGAAAUCUCAUGUAAUUUUGUUGCAAAUAGUUGUGAAAUUUAAACAUUUUAAACUCACCUGCGGUUAGAAAUUGAACCAGCUAACAAUUUGUUUAAACAUUCUGCUUGCAGCUACAGCACACACAACAACAGGGGGAGGAACAAACACCAACACUUUUUUUCGCCAGCGUGGGCAUCGGUGGUGAGGAAGAAGAAGCACAAGCAGAGAGAAGAGCGAAACGCAAGGAAAAAAGAAGGUAGAAAAAAAGACGAAAGUAAAGACUGAGCCGACCACAUCAAGAGCAGCUGCUGGCCAGUAGCAGCGGUGGUCCAACAAUGGCUGAAUACUGGCAACAAAUCACCAAUGGUGCUCGGGGAGGAGCCGCCGCAGCGUCUGGAGUUGGUAGUGGUUCGAAUGAAUCACCAUUAUUAACUGAUAGCUAUGGCCAUGAGGGAGCUUCAAUGUCAAGCGGCAGUACCCAUCACAAUCACAAUAACAACAACAACUAUGUGAAUUUUAAUCAAUUCAUAAUGCAACAUAAUUUGGGAGGUGGAGGCGGAACUCCAAAUACUGUUCCCGCCACUAUACAAUAUCCUCCGUAUGCAAUUGGUGGCGGUGGCGGAGCCUUUGGACUGACACCUCCUAUAGCUGUUUCCAAUAAUUUUGGACAAUUUCAUCCACAGCCAUUUUAUCCAUCAUAUCAGAAUGGCGAUGGCAUUGCCUCUUCAUCAUCGUCAACAUCCGCAUCCAAUGCCGCCGCGUUUGGCAACAAUUAUAGUAACAAUGUUAAUCAAACAUUUGCCGAGCUUUAUACUCCAUUUGGCAACAAUCCCUUCGAUUUUAGUGCUUCCAAACUGCAGGCAUCAGCACCCGAAUUUGUGCCACAAAUGGCCAAAUUAAAUCUGGAAGAGACAGCUCCAGCAACAACUACAACAUCAAGAGCAACAAUGAAUGGUAAUAGCACUGCCAGCCAGCCAGAAACUGCCAUACAGAAUACAGAAGGAACGUCUUCACCAUUGAACCAGAAAUCACGUUCAGCCUUACCGCCGCAGCAGCCGCCGCCGGCGCUUACAAACGAUAGAGAUCGUGAUAGGGAUAGGGAGAGGGAUAGGGAACGUGGAGAUCGAGAUCGGGAUAGAGAGCGUCCUAUUAAUUCACGUCAGCAGCGUCGUGUAGAUUAUCGCGAUGAGCGUGAGGAUCGCUAUGAUCGUAGUAGCAAAAAGCCACAGAAGCAACAACGUUAUGACAAUCAUCGUAGUAAUAAAAGACGCGACGAUUGGAAUCGUAAUCGUGAUCGUAUAAAUGGUUUUCAACGGGCAGUCGAAGAGUUGGAUACCAGUAAUGAGAGUAAUCAACCAUCACCAGAGAAACACCAGCAGCAACAGCAACAACAAAGUUCCCCUCGAAGGGCAGCUGAUAAUGAAAAACUGUCACAGCGAGAGAAACUGAUCCGUGACAUUGAGCAACGUCGCUUAGAAUGUUUGGUCUGUGUGGAGGCCAUCAAAUCGCAUCAUGCCACCUGGUCAUGUCAGAAUUGCUAUCAUGUGUUACAUUUAAAGUGUACCAUCACCUGGGCCAGUAGUUCCAAAGCAGAUAAUGGCUGGCGUUGUCCAGCCUGUCAGAAUGUGCUGCAAGAGGUGCCCCAGGAAUAUUUAUGCUUUUGCGGCAAACUAAAGAAUCCUCCCAUCAGCCGUAAUGAGCUGCCCCAUAGUUGUGGUGAGGUUUGCUGUCGCAUUGAAGGUUGUCCACAUGCCUGCACUUUGUUGUGUCAUCCCGGCCCCUGUCCCCCGUGUCAGGCCAAUGUGGAACGAAGCUGUGGCUGUGGCCGUUCCAGCAAAAUUAUGCAGUGUUCGAUGAAAACUGAAAUCAAAUGCAAUGAAAUAUGCGACAAGCUGAUGAAUUGUGGCGAACAUCGUUGUCAAAAGGAAUGCCAUGAAGGCAAAUGUGAGGCAUGCGCGGAGCAAGUGGAACAGCAUUGCCAUUGCGGGAAACAAGAGCGAACCGUUCAAUGCACCAAGGAGAAUCGCGAUAAGCUAAGCUACUCAUGCAAAGAGAGUUGUGGCAAACCGCUGCUCUGUGGGAAUCACAAAUGCAGGGAUUCGUGUCAUGCGGGCCAAUGCCGUCCCUGUAAGCUGAGUCCCGAACAAAUCACUAGUUGUCCUUGCGGCAAAAUGCCUGUACCCAAGGGUCAACGCACCAGUUGCCUGGACACUGUACCCACCUGUGAAGGCAUCUGCUCGAAAACGUUGCGUUGCGGCAAACCGCAACAUCCGCAUCAAUGUGGCACCAAGUGUCAUUUGGGCCAAUGUCCGCCCUGCCCCAAGCAAACGGCUGUGAAAUGUCGUUGUGGUCACAUGGAUCAGAUGAUCAAAUGCCGCCAGCUAUCCACCCGGGCCGAUGAUGCCCGUUGCAAGCGACGCUGCAUCAAGAAACGCAGCUGUGGCAAACAUAAAUGCAACUCGGAAUGUUGCAUAGACAUCGAUCAUGCCUGUCCGUUGCCCUGCAACCGCACUCUCAGCUGCGGUCGGCAUAAAUGCGAUCAGCCCUGUCAUCGUGGCAAUUGUCCUCCGUGCUAUCGCAGCAGUUUUGAGGAGCUCUAUUGCGAAUGCGGUGCCGAGGUUAUCUAUCCUCCAGUGCCGUGUGGCACUAAGCGUCCCGUGUGCAAGCGUCCUUGCUCGCGCACUCAUCCCUGUGAGCAUCCGCCGCAGCAUAAUUGCCAUUCGGCCACUUGUCCGCCUUGCAUGAUGUUCACCACAAAAUGGUGUCAUGGCCAGCAUGAGCAACGCAAAACCAUUCCCUGCUCCCAGGCUAGCUUCAGCUGUGGCUUGGCCUGUGGCAAGCCAUUGCCGUGCGGUCGUCACAAAUGCAUCAAGCCGUGUCACGAAGGUCCUUGCCAAGCAGCUGGCGAGCAAUGCCGUCAGAGUUGCCCCAAACCCCGUCCGGGAUGUGGCCAUAAAUGUGCAGCCAUUUGCCAUGAAGAUGCCUGCCCUGAGACGCCAUGCAAAGAGCUUGUCGAAGUGCAAUGUGAAUGCGGUAAUCGCAAACAAAAUCGCAGUUGCCAAGAGCUGGCCAGGGAGCACAGUCGUAUUGCCACUGCUCAGUUGGCCUCAUCCAUGGCCGAAAUGUCGCGUGGCAAUUACAUGGAACUCAGCGAAAUACUUGCACCAGCCAAGACCAGCAAGACCAAUAAAACUUUGGAUUGCAAUGAUGAAUGUCGUCUGCUUGAACGUAAUCGCCGCUUGGCCAUUGCUUUUCAGUCUGGACGUAAUCCGGAAACUCAACCGAAAUCGCUUACAAAAUACUCGGAAUUUGUGCGAGGUUUUGCCAAACGUAAUCCAGCGCUUACAAAAAGUGUGUACGAAACGUUGACCGAUUUGGUUAAAUUGGCCAAGGAGAGCAAACAGAGAUCAAGAAGUCACUCCUUCCCCACCAUGAAUCGUGAGAAGCGUCAGCUAGUGCACGAGCUAUGCGAAAUAUUUGGCAUUGAAUCGGUAUCCUAUGACAAGGAGCCGAAUCGCAAUGUUGUGGCCACUGCCCACAAAGACAGAUGCUGGCUUCCAGCCACAAGCAUUAUGGAGGUGCUGAACCGUGAGUCUGGACAACGUCGUGUUCCUGUGCCUAGCAACAAUGCAUGGAGUCUGAAAAAGUAGCAUCCCGAACACGACACAAAAUCAACAAACAAGCAGAAACAAAAAAGGCACAUAAAUUCAUUUCACCCCCAAUUAUUAUACCUUACUUUUAUUUUAUCUUUUCCAUUUGUAUAUUGUAAAGGCUAGUUGAAAUCCCUUUCCACAGAGCUCCCCCAUCCUUAAUUCCCAAUUAUUUUCCCACUACCCAUAGAUGAUGAUGAUGAUGAUGCUAAUGAUAACGAUGAUAUGAAUGAAUGUUAAACAAUGAAUGAAACUUGAAUGAGAAAACCAAAUGAAAAAAUGUAGUAAAAAAAAGAAGUGAAAGAAAAACAACUCCACAAAUGGGAGUGUAAUUGAAGAAAAGCCUAUGAAAAUGUGAAAUGCUGUUAAAAAUCAAUCUUGUUGUAUGAUGAAUUUAUGUAAAGUUGAGACAUUUUUUGACUACCUUGCAUAUAAAUAAAGAAAAACCAACAAAAAAAAA
Molecule: messenger RNA, 4131 nt
Organism: Drosophila willistoni
Lineage: Eukaryota; Metazoa; Arthropoda; Insecta; Diptera; Drosophilidae
Gene: stc
Product: protein shuttle craft
Exons: 4
Coding region: 357-3671 (1104 amino acids)
Biological process (GO): negative regulation of transcription by RNA polymerase II
Cellular component (GO): nucleus
Molecular function (GO): zinc ion binding; RNA polymerase II transcription regulatory region sequence-specific DNA binding; DNA-binding transcription factor activity, RNA polymerase II-specific
Source: RefSeq, a predicted model, not a curated record